AUGACAAGCUCUCUUUGCAGUGUUACCUCACCCUUGGUCAUUCCAGAAGCAGCAUCUUCUAUUACAAAAAUUUAGGAACUACAUCAGAAAUUAGAGUGCUGUUCGCAUAGACCACGUCUUUGGACUACUACCUACCACAAGACCCAGGGCAUUCACAAUGAGCAUUAGUGAAGACGACGUGGAGAAGUUUCUUGAUGGCAACCCUGCUUUUGCCAAGCAGUACUUUGAGAAGAAACUAAGAACAGAGUCCGGGGAUAGCAAUGAGAGUGAAAUCCUUUUUGAGUUGAUUCAAGACAUGCAAGAAAGCAUCAACAUGGAGAAAGUUGUUUUCAAGACCUUGAGAAGAAUCAGGUCCCUUAUUCACGCUGACCGCUGUAGUCUUUUCAUGUACAGGCAGAGAAAUGGCACGCCUGAACUGGCAACAAGGCUUUUCAACAUCCAAGAGGGAAGCACCCUGGAGGAAUGCCUGGUCUCCCCAGACUGCGAGAUUGUCUAUCCGUUGGACAUAGGCAUUGUGGGCUACGUUGCGCAAACCAAGAAAACCAUGAACAUCAAGGAUGUCAGUGAGUGUGCCCAGUUCAGUCCAUUUGUUGAUGAGCUCACCGACUACACUACGAAAAGCAUCCUUGCGACGCCCAUCCUGAAUGGCAAAGAUUUAGUUGCUGUCAUUUUGGCUAUCAAUAAGCUGAACGGCCCAUACUUCACCAGCUCUGAUGAAACACUUUUUCUGAAGUACCUGAAUUUUGCCUCCUUGAACUUGAAAAUUUAUCACUUGAGUUAUCUUCACAAUUGUGAGACUCGAAGAGGCCAGGUGCUAUUGUGGUCAGCUAAUAAGGUUUUCGAGGAACUGACAGACAUUGAGAGGCAGUUCCACAAGGCUUUUUACACAGUGAGAGCAUACCUGAACUGCGACCGGUACUCAGUAGGUCUCCUGGACAUGACGAAGCAGAAG
This is a messenger RNA of Fulmarus glacialis (Northern fulmar), 952 nucleotides long. It is a transcript of the gene PDE6B, whose product is annotated as phosphodiesterase 6B, cGMP-specific, rod, beta. Gene Ontology annotation, molecular function: protein binding. NCBI's taxonomy places the organism in Eukaryota, Metazoa, Chordata, Aves, Procellariiformes, Procellariidae. The record is from RefSeq and is a predicted model, not a curated record. The transcript has 4 exons. The annotation marks the transcript as partial.